UGCCAGAGGUGAUUCUGCUUUCUGUUUUCUGUUUCUCAAGUGCGGUCCGUCGUCGGUACCCCCCACAAAAAAAUUAUUAAAUAAAUAAAUACAAUAAAACAAAAGACAACUCCUACUCGCCAAAAUGAAGAAGUUUCUCGUGGUGUUCGUGGCAUUAUUCGGAGCCGCUGUGGCCCAAAGUAGCUUUAAAUGUCCCGAUGAUUUCGGAUUCUAUCCCCACGACACGUCGUGCGACAAAUACUGGAAGUGUGACAACGGUGUCUCCGAUCUGAAGACCUGCGGCAAUGGUCUGGCCUUUGAUGCCACAGACUCCAAAUACCUCACCGAGAACUGUGACUAUCUGCACAAUGUGGAUUGCGGCGAUCGCACAGAGCUGGAACCCCCAAUUACCACUCCUCAUUGCUCCCGCCUGUAUGGCAUCUUCCCCGAUGAGAACAAGUGCGAUGUCUUCUGGAACUGCUGGAACGGCGAACCCUCCAGAUAUCAGUGCUCCCCCGGACUGGCCUACGAUCGUGAUGCUCGCGUCUGCAUGUGGGCUGACCAGGUGCCCGAGUGCAAGAACGAAGAGGUGGCCAAUGGAUUCUCCUGCCCUGCCGCCGGUGAGCUGGCCAAUGCUGGCUCCUUCUCCCGCCAUGCUCAUCCCGAGGAUUGCCGCAAAUACUACAUCUGCCUGGAGGGUGUGGCCCGCGAGUACGGAUGCCCCAUUGGCACUGUGUUCAAGAUUGGCGACAGUGAUGGCACUGGCAACUGCGAGGAUCCCGAGGAUGUUCCCGGAUGCGAGGAUUACUAUGGCGAUGUAGACCUGAAGGCUUUGAAAAAAUUGGGCUAUUAAAAGUACACACACACACAUACUUUACACACACAUACAUCAUGGCAGUUUUUGGGGGCUGAAAGUCAAGAAGAAGAAGAAGAAGAGAGAGGCGACACAAGGAGCCAAAGGAUGGAGGAAGGAUCAGGAGAAAACCACAAUAACAGUGGGCUUAAAAUGCUUGCCAAACACAGACACAGAUACAAACACCACUAAGGAAAAAAUAUUCAAGAAUAUGCCUGACUUUAAAUACUUAGAUUCAGAUUAACUUAUACGACUCUAAAGCUCCUAAACAGCAAAUAUUAAUUAUGUACAAAUUUAAUUUGAAACCUAAAAGUCAGCGAGUCAAGCAUAUAAAAGACCACAGCAUUGUUUUAAGUGUACCACAAGCAUUGAGCAUAAAGUAUGAACACAAAAUACAUAAGAAUCGUACAGUUUACUUUAAAGACUGAGCACCGAAUAACCCCCAAACCAAUAGCCCAGUGAGAAAAUAGUCGCACAUAUCUUAAAGUUGAAGAAACAACUGAGAUUAGCUCCGGAUCGAAGAAGAACUCCGAGAUACCUUUUCUGAAGGCGGCAAAUUCCGCUUAAGUCAAAUUUAACUUAUUUAACUAAAUACUCAAGAAACCACACUCCACACAAACACACACACUCUCUAUUGUAUAACUUUCAAUGUACAUAUCUAGAUGCAGUUUAGCUUUUAAGUUAACAUUUAUGUAAAUGCGAAAUAAAAUGAAAAUUUUUGUUUAAACCUAAA
Molecule: messenger RNA, 1565 nt
Organism: Drosophila serrata
Lineage: Eukaryota; Metazoa; Arthropoda; Insecta; Diptera; Drosophilidae
Gene: Gasp
Product: Chitin binding Peritrophin-A domain-containing protein Gasp
Cellular component (GO): extracellular region
Molecular function (GO): chitin binding
Source: RefSeq, a predicted model, not a curated record